Messenger RNA from Suncus etruscus (white-toothed pygmy shrew), 2419 nucleotides. It is a transcript of the gene GLIS3, whose product is annotated as GLIS family zinc finger 3. The transcript has 10 exons. NCBI's taxonomy places the organism in Eukaryota, Metazoa, Chordata, Mammalia, Eulipotyphla, Soricidae. Gene Ontology annotation, molecular function: DNA-binding transcription factor activity, RNA polymerase II-specific; RNA polymerase II cis-regulatory region sequence-specific DNA binding. Bases 96 to 2411 code for a protein of 771 amino acids. Gene Ontology annotation, cellular component: nucleus. Gene Ontology annotation, biological process: regulation of transcription by RNA polymerase II. The record is from RefSeq and is a predicted model, not a curated record.
GAAGCAUAUGGAAUGGAGGGGCUCUUGGCUUUGGGCCUCAGUGCAAGUCCAUUGGAAAAGGCAGCUGCAACAAUCUAGUGGUCACCAGCAGUCCCAUGAUGGUUCAGCGACUGGGACCCAUUUCACCUCCAGCAAGCCAGGUCUCUACAGCAUGCAACCAGAUCAGUCCUAGCUUACAGAGUGCAAUGAAUACAGCCAACCUGAAUAUACCUCCUUCAGAUACAAGGUCCCUUAUUUCACGCGAGUCUUUGGCAUCCACUACUCUGAGUCUGACCGAAAGCCAGUCAACCUUGAGCGUGAAGCAAGAGUGGUCUCACGGCUACCGGGCUCUCCCUUCACUCCCCUCCAGCCACGGCUCUCAGAAUGGCAUUGAUCUAGGGGACCUCUUUAGCCUUCCUCCUGGUACUGCUGUGUCUGGCAACAGUGUGGCUAAUUCAUUGCCAUCUUACCUUUUUGGCAUGGAAAAUAGCCAUUCUCCAUACCCAAGUCCCAGGCACUCAUCAGCCAGAUCCCACUCAGCCCGCUCCAAGAAGAGAGCCCUGUCCUUGUCUCCUCUGUCUGAUGGCAUUGGGAUAGACUUCAAUACCAUCAUCCGAACUUCACCCACCUCGUUGGUCGCUUACAUUAAUGGAUCCAGGGCUUCCCCAGCCAAUAUGUCCCCACAGCCUGAAGUCUACGGUCAUUUCUUGGGUGUGCGUGGUAGCUGCAUUCCCCCACCAUGUUCAAUGCCCAGCAGCCAGAAAGGUGUGCGAGUGGCUUCUGGCGGCCUGGCGCUGCCUGCCUACAGUGAGGACAAUACUCUGGAGUAUGACCGCAUGCAGCAGCUGGAGCAUGGCAGCCUCCCGCCUGGGCUGGUCAACAACAUGGUGGUACAGCAUGGCCUUCCAGGCUCCAGUGGUCAGUCAGCCAGUCUGCUGAAAACGGAGCGUCUGGAUGAAUUCUCCGGCAGCACCCUGGACCUGCCACCUCUACCACCACCACCCCAAGGACCCCCGCCACCCUACCAUGCACACCCACAUCUGCACCACCAGGAAAUUGUUCCUCACUCCCAGCCGCUGACCCUGCCUCAGGCCGCCCUGGAGGAGGACGGGGAGAUGGACGACUUAGGGGGCAAGCACUGCUGUCGCUGGAUCGACUGCAGUGCCUUGUAUGACCAGCAGGAAGAACUUGUGAGGCACAUUGAGAAGGUUCACAUAGACCAGCGCAAAGGGGAAGACUUCACUUGCUUUUGGGCUGGUUGCCCUCGAAGGUACAAGCCCUUCAAUGCCCGCUAUAAACUGCUGAUCCACAUGAGAGUCCACUCGGGGGAAAAACCCAACAAGUGUACGUUUGAAGGUUGCAAGAAGGCAUUUUCAAGGCUUGAAAAUCUUAAAAUUCACUUGAGGAGUCACACGGGUGAGAAGCCGUAUUUGUGCCAGCAUCCAGGCUGUCAGAAGGCAUUCAGUAACUCCAGCGACCGCGCCAAGCAUCAGAGGACACAUCUGGACACUAAACCUUAUGCUUGUCAAAUUCCGGGAUGCACCAAACGUUACACAGACCCAAGUUCCCUAAGAAAACAUGUGAAGGCACAUUCUUCCAAAGAUCAACAAGCAAGAAAAAAGUUGCGAUCCAGCACAGAGCUCCAUCCUGACCUGCUCACUGAUUGUCUCACAGUGCAGCCCCUGCAGCCGGCCACUUCCCCAAGAGAUACUGCUGCUGAUGGGGCAGUGGGAUGCUCCCCAGGGCCUGCACCUGAACUCUAUCCAGCUUCCAUUUUCUCCAACAAUCAUUCAAGCCGAAGUGGAACAGCUGCUGGGGCCAUGCCACCCCCUCAUUCUGUCAGUCACCCUUCUCCAGGACAUAAUGUACAGGGGAGCCCCCACAACCCCUCCUCCCAGUUACCUUCACUCACAGCUGUGGACGCCGGAGCUGAGAGGUUUGCACCUUCUGCUCCAUCUCCUCACCACAUCAGCCCCCGGAGAGUUCCAGCUUCUUCUUCAAUAAUGCAAAGAACACAGCCAUCCCAUACACAGCAACCCUCAGGAUCACACCUGAAGUCUUACCAGCCAGAAACAAAUUCUUCUUUUCAACCAAAUGGAAUCCAUGUUCAUGGAUUUUAUGGACAGCUGCAGACAUUCUGCCCUCCUCAUUAUCAUGACUCCCAGAGGACGAUGACACCCAGCAGCUCCUGUAGCGUGGUGCCUUCCUUCGAGGACUGCCUGGUCCCUUCAUCCAUGGGCCAGGCUGGCUUUGAUGUUUUCCACAGAGCCUUCUCAACGCACUCAGGCAUUACAGUGUAUGAUUUGCCUUCAGCUUCCUCCAGCCUCUUCAGUGAGUCUCUUCGAAGUGGACCUGAAGACAGCACUUUUCUGCAGAUCAGUGCCAUGGACCGCUGUCCUAGCCAGCUCUCCUCUGUCUAUACUGAAGGCUAGAAGCUCUC